AUGGAAGACCACCAGCUUUUGAAUCACAGCAACAGCGCACGUUUCUUCCAUUGGCGCUAUCGAGAGGCCGAGAAACUCUUAAACAACGGGAAUGAAGAAGAUGGCGACAAGGCAGAGGAAACAUGCAGAGAACUUCUGCUGGAAGCAACGCUUCCACUAUAUAUCCGCGCCCGAUGCCAUACUUUACUGGCUGUCUGCGAUGGAAACUAUCUUUACCACGCACGGAAAGCUCUCCACCUCUACCAAGAGUUUGCUGCUGAUGAACCGCACCUAAAAGUAUGGCAAGAGGCGAGCGAGGCAAUGAAGGAAAUUGUUCGAGUUGCGGAGGAAGACUGGGAGAAAGAACAUGGCACGAUCCCUCCUGACAGCACUGAAAUAGGAUCAGGCGCUGGGGCUGAAGCUCAAGCUGGCCUAUCUACGAGGAGCUUAGGCGAAUCGACGAAAGGGCCUCUUGCAAGCCUGCAGCGCACUACUCGUGUCGGCCGUCAAAAGACUGAUGAAACUGCUACAGCCAGUGCUUUCAGUAGCGGGGAUAUGGAGACCUCGCCAGCUUCAUCUCACGGGAUACAUGAAGCCGCCAGGAUGGAUUCAGAUGAGCAAAGUGGCACAGAGUAA
Messenger RNA from Paecilomyces variotii, 615 nucleotides. RefSeq lists its product as hypothetical. Lineage: Eukaryota; Fungi; Ascomycota; Eurotiomycetes; Eurotiales; Thermoascaceae. The transcript is spliced from 4 exons. The coding region runs from base 1 to 615 and encodes 204 amino acids. The record is from RefSeq and is a predicted model, not a curated record.